This is a messenger RNA of Trichoderma asperellum CBS 433.97, 1715 nucleotides long. RefSeq lists its product as uncharacterized. NCBI's taxonomy places the organism in Eukaryota, Fungi, Ascomycota, Sordariomycetes, Hypocreales, Hypocreaceae. Gene Ontology annotation, biological process: lipid metabolic process. The record is from RefSeq and is a predicted model, not a curated record. Gene Ontology annotation, molecular function: protein binding.
UGAAUAUAACCCUAGGUGUGUAGCUUUAUAUCAACAAUCCCCAUUUGCGCUUACGACGGUUGGCCAUGGUGAUAUUCGGCUUAGUUAACGGUAUGGCCGACCUCCUAAUCGCAAGUGCCAUAAACAUUUUCGUGGCCGCGAGCAGUACGGCAACCGUUGACGCAGUCUUGCGAGUAACACAACACUCCCUCGAGGCAUUGACGCAAAGUCUGGGCGGGGCGGCCCUCAUCUUCAGAGGCAUCUUCACAAACCGCGAGAAUAGAACCACCCUAGACUUUAUCCUAGACAAUUUUGUCGCAUUAAUAUCGUUCUUAUACGACCUGGUCAGGCCAGCAAACGUCAUACCAGGACAGGUAAUUGGCAAUGGUGCAGGAAACACUUUCGCCACAGAGUUCCCUCCAGGUCGGCAAAAUCCGUAUAAUGAACUAGACCUUGACAGGGCAGAGAACCGGCAUGCCGUCGUCUACCAGAUACAGCGAUUGUUGAUGUGCCUUGCUAAUAUCAUCAGACUAGGAAGGGCACAGAAUUCAGGAAACACUCUUGAUACAGUCGAAAUGAACGUGAAGCUGCAAAGCGACUUUGACCAGUCGGGGAAUCCUCCCCAACCAACCCAUGUCUCUGAGUGCGAGGAAUCCCCUCAUGGCGAGAAAUGGUUCUUCAUAAACGGCAUUGCCAACGAGCGUGUCUGGUUCGAGGGCUCCUGUGAUAAGAUCUGCAACAUUUUCCAGAGAGAAGUCGUCGGCAUCUUCAACAGGAGCGACAGUCUCCUCUGGGAUUUAGUUGAAUGUUGUGGCGAGCGCGGUGCAGCCGGGCCAAAUCCACUCCUACAACAGACAAGAAGCAGUAUGGCUGCACAGGAUGCCAUCAAGGAAGAGCUCGAAAGAGCCCUACAGGAUAACAAGCUUCAAAAGGUGGUCGUCAUUGCGCAUUCCCAAGGCUGCCUACUCCUACGGCUCGCACUGAUAGACCUGGUCACUCAAGGGCUUCUGGUUGAUAACAUGCAACAGAAGCUGAGGGUGUUUACAUUUGGAAACCCGAGCAUUGACUGGAGGGUAGGCCGUACCGACCUUGUCCAGAAUGAUUUACUUAGCAGCUUCUCGAGAGUCACCGAGCAUUACGCGCACCAGCUAGAUUUUGUCGCAAGGCUGGGGAUCGUAACACACCAGACUGACCCUGGAUCCGGUUAUGAGAACAACUCGGUGUUUUACAGCAACAAUGGAAGAGGACAUUUGUUUGGUGCGCAUUACCCUCUUGGUGCAACUGCAUAUCAGAAUGGGGGGAAUUCUGUGUUGCUCAGAGCAGUGAAUGGAGGUGAUAUGGAUUGAUUUCCAUCUGUUUCUUCUAUUGUUGUCUUUUUACUUUCAUUCAACUCGACAAUAUCGACACUUACCGAAAUAUGCCAGCACGGGAUGCUGAACGUUUUACUAUUAUCGACGUUCAAGUAUAUAUUUUGCGUCGCAGUACAUAUUUAUUCCUUAGGGUAGUUGUGUACCAAGUUGUACGUCACGUCACGUCAAUUUCAACCAUUCUUUACAUACGACCCAGUCGCAACUCUGGUGAUGGAGUACAAAAUGGUUGAAUGCGCACACAUGUCAGUCAAAUAUAUAUAGUCAAGUUCUGCGCAUCAGAAACAAGGGAGUUGACCUCAAGCUGCAAGAAGUGGCCAAAAGUUUACAAACACCCCUACCAAAAAACGCGCCGCGUUUCCAAUCCGC